AUGUUUAAUCCGCGUUUCUUAGUGGUCAGUCUCGGAAAUCCCUUGCCAAAAUAUGAGAGCCUCCAUUCAGCUGGCCAUUUUGCUCUCAACGGCCUCGCCAAAGCACUCAGACAUCCGCCCUUUCGCGAGGUGAAAUUUGGAAGGCAAACCUGUCUGGUCUCUCAGGGGCCAAAGUACACCCUUGUUCAGUCUCCAACUCUUAUGAACAUCUCUGGGCCGUUUGUGGCGAAGGUAUGGCAAGAAAUAGUCCGGCAGCACGACCCAUCAUCAACAAGUCUUGUUAUCGUCCACGAUGAAUUGGAGAAGGCCCUCGGUGAUGUGAGGCUCACACCUUGGGAUCGAAGUCAUCGAGGCCACAAUGGGUUGAAAAGCGUCAAGAAGUCGUUAGUUCAAGACAAAUUCCCGGAAUCACCAUUCGCCCGCAUUGCGAUUGGCAUUGGUCGCCCAGCUGAGCGGGAUGCGGCCACAGUCAGCAAGUAUGUCUUGGACAAGAUCACGGUCGAGCAGCGGAGAGUACUAGAGGAAGCCGUCCCAUUAGACGUGGCCAAGAGACUGGUAGAGCUUGAAGACGAGUGGAGAACAGAGAUGGAACCCUAA
Messenger RNA from Metarhizium brunneum ARSEF 3297, 597 nucleotides. RefSeq lists its product as uncharacterized. NCBI's taxonomy places the organism in Eukaryota, Fungi, Ascomycota, Sordariomycetes, Hypocreales, Clavicipitaceae. Gene Ontology annotation, molecular function: peptidyl-tRNA hydrolase activity. The record is from RefSeq and is a predicted model, not a curated record.